ACGUGUGAUGGGAGUCCUGUUGCCCCCACACCAGUGUGUGUCCCCAUGUUCAUCAUCAGUCCUGAGUGAGGCAGGAGAGGUAAAGAGGCCUCGGCCCAGACGCCUGCGCCCUGUCUACCUAGAGACAGAACCUCUCUCGGGAGCCACGGCCCGCCUGCCUUCCUGAGCCCAUCUCAGCCAUGUCCAAAGGGCCUGCGGGCUGGGGCGUGGCUCCCCCACAAGGCGGGUGGUCUGCGUGGCACCGCUGUCCCCAGCUACCUCACGAGAGGCCAUGUGGGGAUGUGUUCCAUGCCAGGCGCGCGCCAGGCUGGGGCUCCGCCAGAGCGUGCAGGCGGGCAGGGCUCCCCAUGCUCGGGACAGGCUGGCCUCUCCUGCCUUCCCUCCCUCCCUCGUGCCUUCCCUCCCUCCCUCCUUCCACAGCGCCGUGAGACCCUUUGUAAAGUGCCAGGAUGCUGUUACCCUCUGUUCCAUGUUGGGGGGCGGGGGGGGACCCGUGGGGGCAGCAUCCCGCAGGCUUCCAAGCAUGAGGAUAGCUGCAGCUGCUCGGGGCAAGGUGAGCAAGGGGGAGGGCAGAGAGCAGCUGUGGCGGGCCUUCCGUCUGCCCAGCCCAGCCCAGCCUCCGUCCAGCGCUUCCGUCGGUGCUCCCAUCGGUGCUCCCAUUCAAGGCCUGGCUGGCUUCCGUGAAUAUUUGGGGCCCUGGCUCUGUCGCAGGCUCUCAGUCGUGCCUCCGUACCUUGUGAGGAGCCACUCCCUAGUCAGUCCUCGUGGGGCACUAGCUCGGGUGUCGUCACUUGUCCGAGGCCACGUGGCAAGUACCCGCAGACCAGGGUUUACACCUGGACCUUCUGACCCCCAAGUCUUGUGUUCUUUUCUUUAUUCACAUCAUCUCCCUUUCUUUAUUAUUUCUGGAAUUGUUUUUCUAAUACAGAGGCCUGUCUCCUUCACUAAUCUGAUUAGAAACCACUGUGGAGUCUCCGUUGUCAUCUUGUGGGCAUUCUGGGGCCCAGGGGUUCCAGCUCCCCCCGCCCCAGCCUUCCCUCUUCUGCUUUACUCACACCGGCUGCUCACUGCCCACCCCAUCCACCUCCUGAGAAACCCUGCAGGCCCUCAAAGUUUCCCUGGGUCACACUUGGGACAUCUGUGGUCCCCAGGCGAGGGUGCCCAGCACAGAAGAGGCCUCAGUGUCUGGAGGUGGCUCGGCUAGAUGAGCAGGCAGGGCUGCCCCCUCUGCGGCGGGGGCGGUCUGGGAUUCGCUGGGUCCGAGGUGGCGGGCUGCACCCCUCCGAACUGACUUCGGGCUCGGCGCUCCCUGGCUGGCCCGCGGCAGCCCUGCCUCCCAGCCGCUCCCAGAGCCACGCUCUAGCGGUCGUGCCCAGGGUUUCUGCUGGCGACCCGCCGUCACGGCGAGCUGCUUGGGGCCAGCCUUGCUGAGAAGCCGGCACGUCCCUCCUCUCACUUCAGAAAGACUUCCGGAAGCCUUGCCCUUCCCAGAGGAGUCUCCCAGAGCGUGUCCCCGCUCGGCCGCACGCUGGGCCUAGGGCUGCGCGCCUGCUCCCGGGCCCCGCGUUCUUGCUCUGCGCCGGGCCGGCAGUCGCCGCACGGGCAGGGGUGGGGAGGGGAGUACCUGGCCU
Messenger RNA from Callorhinus ursinus (northern fur seal), 1631 nucleotides. Lineage: Eukaryota; Metazoa; Chordata; Mammalia; Carnivora; Otariidae. The record is from RefSeq and is a predicted model, not a curated record.